GAGUGCCGAAGUUACGACGUCACUCUGUGGGCCAAAGCGCGGAAACUUUGGAGCAGAAGGUGCAGGAAAUGCAACAAUAAGCUGGACGCCAACCACCGUAAAAUAGCAGGAAGAAGAAGAAGAAGAAGUAGUAGUAGUAGUCAUGGAAAUGAAGCCCAUAGCCCUAACUCUUUUAGUUUUAUAUGGUGUGUCUGGUGUUGAUACAGAGGCAGUGUCCGUGAUGGAGGGAGAUUCAGUCACUCUAAACACUGGUGUUCAAACAAACCAGCAACAAGAUAUUAAAUGGUAUUUUAAAGACACUCGCAUCGCUCAGAUCAAUGGAAAUCUCAAUAAGUCCUGUACAGAUGUUCAGUGUAAAGAUGGUGAUGAGAGAUUCAGAGACAGACUGAAGCUGGAUAAUCAGACUGGAUCUCUGACCAUCACAAACACCAGGACAUCAGACUCUGGAGAAUAUAAACUAUAUAUCAGCAGCAAUAACAUUGAAAAGAUCUUCAGUGUUGCUGUUCAUGGUGUUUCUGCUGUUGAGCGAGAUGCUGUGAAGAGAAAAAAAGUGAAGGAGGGACAAUCUGUUACUUUAGAUCCUGAUGUAGUAAGACAAGCUAAUGAUUUUAUGACAUGGUCCUUCAAUGGCAGUCGUUUAGCUGAAAUCACUGGAGAUCAGAGUAAGAUCUGUACAGAUGAUCAGUGUAAAGAGAGAUUUAGAGACAGACUGAAGCUGAAUCAUCAGACUGGAUCUCUGACCAUCACGAACACCAGAAACACAGACUCUGGAGAAUAUAAACUGCAGAUCAACAGCAUCAACAGCAGCGACUUCAGCAUCCGUCGUCGUCGCGGUAUCACCAUUGAGAAGAGCUUCAGGGUUUCAGUCAUUGUUGAGCCUGGUCCAGGUUCAGGUCUGACCGGAGGUGCUAUAGCAGGGAUAGUUGUUGCUGUGGUUGUUGUUGUCCUGGCGGUCAUUGCUGGAGCAAGAAUAAAAGAAGAAAGGUGUCGAAAUACAUCAAGUCCCUGAUUCUGACAGAUCUGCUGACUUAUGAGUCAUCUUGCCGACACAGGGAUGCCAAGUGUUUUUUGGAAGUCCAUCAAAGUGCAUUCACCCAUGAUAAAAGU
Pimephales promelas (fathead minnow) is the source of this 1107-nucleotide messenger RNA. NCBI's taxonomy places the organism in Eukaryota, Metazoa, Chordata, Actinopteri, Cypriniformes, Leuciscidae. The record is from RefSeq and is a predicted model, not a curated record.